CUGGAAGGUACGCUGAGGCUUGGAGGUGGAGGUGCAGCGCCCGGGAGGUGAGUAUUUCCUAAAUGACCUUUCACCCUUUGCCACAUUGGUCCUGGGCCAAGAUGGGCCAGUCAAAGUCCUUACCCAGAAUUUUUUGAACUGAAAGUGAGAGAAAAUCCCUCUUCAGUGUGGAAGCCAUAAAAUGUAAAACACAGGAACUGUCAGCAGCCAUGUGUCCUGUUGUGCGGAACCAGCUGGUCUGCUGUGAAAAGGAAGCCGACAUGCCAAAGGCAGCAGAGAACCAUGUGUGCUCAGUACUGCAUCUCCUUUGCUGAUGUUGAAAAAGCCCAUAUGAACAUUCGAGAUUCUGUCCACCUCACGCCAGUACUAACAAGCUCCAUUUUGAACCAAAUAGCAGGACGCAGUCUUUUCUUCAAAUGUGAACUCUUCCAGAAAACUGGGUCUUUUAAGAUCCGUGGUGCCCUCAAUGCCAUCAGAGGCUUAAUUCCUGACCCUCUGGAGGGGAAACCCAAAGCCGUUGUUACUCACAGCAGUGGGAACCAUGGCCAGGCUCUCACCUAUGCUGCCAAACUGGAAGGGAUUCCUGCUUACAUUGUGGUGCCUCAGACGGCUCCCAACUGCAAGAAACUGGCAAUACAAGCCUAUGGGGCCUCUAUAGUAUAUAGUGAACAGAGUGAUGAGUCUAGAGAAAAGGUCACUCAAAGAAUUAUGCAAGAAACAGAAGGCAUCUUGGUCCAUCCCAACCAGGAGCCUGCAGUGAUAGCUGGACAAGGGACAAUUGCCCUGGAAGUCCUGAACCAGGUUCCUUUGGUGGAUGCACUGGUGGUACCAGUAGGGGGAGGAGGAAUGGUUGCUGGAAUAGCCAUUACAAUUAAGGCCCUGAAACCUAGUGUGAAGGUCUAUGCUGCCGAACCCUUGAAUGCAGAUGACUGCUACCAGUCCAAACUGAAAGGAGAACUGACUCCCAAUCUUCACCCUCCAGAAACCAUAGCAGAUGGUGUCAAAUCAAGCAUUGGCUUAAAUACUUGGCCUAUCAUAAGGGACCUUGUGGAUGAUGUCUUCACUGUCACAGAGGACGAAAUCAAGCAUGCAACCCAACUGGUGUGGGAGAGAAUGAAACUGCUCAUUGAGCCUACUGCUGGUGUUGGAUUGGCUGCAGUGCUGUCCCAGCAUUUCCAAACAGUCUCUCCAGAAGUGAAGAACAUCUGUAUUGUACUCAGUGGUGGGAAUGUAGACCUAACCUCCCUAAACUGGGUGAAGCAGGCUGAAAGUCCUUACCAGACUAUUUCUGUUUAAAUUCAUGAAUUGUCUCUAGAUGAAAAUUGUUUUCAAAAUCCUAA
Molecule: messenger RNA, 1340 nt
Organism: Microtus oregoni (creeping vole)
Lineage: Eukaryota; Metazoa; Chordata; Mammalia; Rodentia; Cricetidae
Gene: Srr
Product: serine racemase
Exons: 9
Coding region: 283-1296 (337 amino acids)
Biological process (GO): D-serine biosynthetic process; L-serine metabolic process; pyruvate biosynthetic process
Cellular component (GO): cytoplasm
Molecular function (GO): pyridoxal phosphate binding; L-serine ammonia-lyase activity; ATP binding
Source: RefSeq, a predicted model, not a curated record